Messenger RNA from Xyrauchen texanus (razorback sucker), 4771 nucleotides. RefSeq lists its product as uncharacterized. Gene Ontology annotation, molecular function: NAD+ poly-ADP-ribosyltransferase activity; metal ion binding. The transcript has 24 exons. NCBI's taxonomy places the organism in Eukaryota, Metazoa, Chordata, Actinopteri, Cypriniformes, Catostomidae. The record is from RefSeq and is a predicted model, not a curated record. The coding region runs from base 74 to 4771 and encodes 1565 amino acids.
GUCUGUGUCCUUUUUUACCUCCCAAUGAAUCAUCCGGAACCGACCUGAACUCCACUACACUGAUUCCAGCAAAAUGACCGAAUCAUCGAUUAUUAAAGCGAUUUGUGCGCAUAAUGGAUCAAUGAGUUAUAAUGAUCUGAUAUCAAUAUUCAGUGCCUUUGAUGAAGUCAUUGACAGAAGUGAAUCUUGUGCUGUUGUGUUCGUGAACGGACAGAAGAAAGUGAUCGUUAGAACUAAAGUUCGGCUGUGUAGAGUCCAAAACUGUCCCGGAUGCGCGAAUUUACACCUGUGCAAAUUUUACCUGUUCGGUUCUUGUCGGUUCGACACAGGAAGGCGCCGCUGUCGUUUCAGUCAUGAUUUGAUGUUGGGUCAGAACGCUUUCGUUCUAUCAGCUCAUAAUCUGGACACACUGGACACAAGAGAACUCUGUGUACUGUUACUACAGAAUGACCACACGCUCCUACCAGCGGUGUGUCAUUCGUAUAAUAACGGCACGGGACAGUACGGCCGCUGUGAGGACGGAGAGAACUGUCGGAGACUUCACAUCUGUGAGAAAUACCUGUGCGGGCCGUGUGAAUGUCCCCGAGCUCACGAUUUCUAUGAGCCUCAUCCACUGAAGACCCUGCAGGACAGAGGAGUGCCCACCGAACUCAUGUUCCUCAUGAAGGAGAUCUACUCAAAUAUUCAAGCCAUGAAGCAGCCGACCAAAAACAGAGCAGCUGGACAGAACCCCAGAAGAGGUCCGAACACACAGAACCGAAGGCCCUCAACUGCUCCUACGGCGGGCCAGCCGUCUCGGACACCCACAGAGAAAACUGAGAUCUGCAUGUAUUACAUCAAAGGAUUCUGCAAGCAUGGAGACUUGUGUAGGAAAGAGCAUUGCAGCGUGCCGUAUAAAUGGGAAGUUAAGGAAGGAUGUGAAUGGAAAGGUCUUCCUGACAAUGAGGCGAUCGAGGCAGAUUACUGUAAUCCGGCAAAAACAUGCAGCUCUGGAGUCAACCCGGUUUAUUUUGAUAUGAUGACUCGAGGCCCUCACAGUGUGCGCCGCUUGUCCACUGUCCCAUCAGUGAUUCAGCCCACCUUCAUUCUGACCACUGAGUGGAUCUGGUACUGGGAGAACGAGUUUGGAAACUGGAUCCAGUAUGCAUCAGCUGAAGCGAGUCACGGGUUAUCCUCCAUCACUAGUGACGACUUCGAGCAGAAAUAUCAGUCUGACGCCAGCGCUGUGGUGGAGUUCACCGCCGGAUCACAGACGUAUGAGCUCAGCCUCACAGAUAUGAUCCAGACAAACAAACAAUACGGAACCAAAAGGCUCGUCAGACGGCGUCCCAAAUUUGUGUCGGCAGCUGAAGCACAAACGAUCAAGACAACCAAAAGGGCUCCGAGCACCUUUAAAGCUCUGCCGGCGCACUGGAAUAAAGCCGUGACUCCGGACACGGGAUACAAGAGAGUGUCGCUGCAGACUUCAGACGGUGGAUACAGUGCAAUCAAACGGCUCUUCACGAGCACCAUGAGAGGCUUCGACAUUGUGCGGAUUGAGAGAAUCCAGAACAAAGCAUUAUGGGAAGUGUUUCAGUGGCAGAAGGAUCUCAUGAAGAAGAACAACGGGGGCAGAGACGUGGCAGAGAAGCAGCUCUUCCAUGGCACAGACCCCAAACAUGUGGAUGCCAUCUGCCUGAACAACUUCGACUGGCGGAUCUGUGGCACUCACGGCACGGCGUACGGCAAAGGUAGUUAUUUUGCUAGCGAUGCUAGUUACUCCCACGGCUACACCAAGGAUUCAGGGACUCGCUCCAUGUUCGUUUGUCGUGUCCUGGUUGGCGACUACAUCACAGGUCAUUCCAGCUACCUCCGGCCGCCCUCCAAAGAUGGAGGAGACACGAUCUUCUACGACAGCUGUGUCAAUGACGUCCACAACCCCUCCAUCUUUGUUGUGUUUGAGAAGCACCAGAUCUACCCGAGUAUCUCAUCCAAUACCAAGAUGCAGUUCAGCAUCACUCACACACACCUGCUGCGUUCACGAGUCCGGCUUCAUCCUUGUAUUCGGUUCCGCCGGUGCCAAACACCUCCACGACCUCCAACCAAGGUUGCAUCAUUUCCUGAUUGUCUACGAGACCUCUGGAUACAAAUCGACACUGACCGAUUGAUUGAGAAUCUGUUCAUCAUGGCGGAAGAAACUGUUUUGAAGAUUCUGUGUGGCUGUAAUGGAGCGAUGGAUUAUGAGCGACUGCUGGAUAUCUCAUACGGACUAACAGAAAUAUUCCGGGACAAUUCACUGGAUAAAGUCAUCGAAAACAGCGAGUUAUUCACUGUCAUACAACACGACGACAGAAAAGAGGUUUUCGCUCAAACUCGCGUUAAGAUGUGUAAAAUUAGUGGGUGUAAUGAGGUGUGUAACGACAUACACCUGUGUAAAUAUCAGCUCAUGAACGGAGACUGUAACAGGCGAGGCUGCAGUUUCGGGCAUCAGCUGAUGUCACAGCACAACAUCAGAGUCUUGAGUGUGAGUCACAUGAUCCGUCUGAGCCGAGAAGAGCUGUGUGUGAUAUUGCUGCAGUGUGACAGCAGUUUACUGCCACCUGUGUGUGUAUCGUACAAUAAAGGCCGCGGGCCGUUCGGAAGCUGUCCUGAGAAAGAGACCUGCACGCGACUGCACAUGUGCAUGAGCUUCAUCAGAGGAUGCUGCGAUGACACGGACUGCAUCAGGUCACAUGAUUUCCAUGAGCCUCAUCCAAUCGGAGUCCUGAGACGCAGAGGAGUGUCCAGUCACCUGAUGAGUUUGAUUCCGUUUAUCUACCGCAACAUUGUCAACCUGAAGAGUCACAGAAACCCCAAAAACACUCAACCUGCCCUCAACAACAGAGAGAACGUACAGUGUGAGUCACCACAGACACAUGCAGAAGAAAACAAGAUCUGCCUUUCCUUUCUCAAAGGUUACUGCAAAAGAGCACAUGAAUGCCCCAGAAUUCACUGUAAAAUGCCCUAUAAGUGGCAGGUGAAGGUGUGUGGCGCCUGGACUGACUUACCCAAUAAUGAACACAUCGAGAGAGAGUACUGUGAUCCAUCAAACACAAACGGUUCAGGGAAUGAGCCCAUUUGCUUUGAGGAAAUGAUUUUGGGUCUUGAUAAGGUCCGGCGUCUCUCUACUGAUCCCUCGGUGCUCUGGCCCAAUUUCAUCCUCACCACCAGCUGGGUCUGGUACUGGAAAGACGAGUAUAAUCACUGGGUCCAGUAUGCAUCAAUAAAAGAAAUGCACAGAUUGUCUUCAGUCGGCAGUCACGAUCUGGAGAAGAAAUAUCAGGAGUAUUUACUAAAAAAUGACUCUUCAAAUCAGGAUGCUGUUGUCAAAUUCAGAGCGGGCAGCCGUUACUAUGAGCUCAAUUUCAAAGAUAUGAAACAGAGGAAUGAAGUGAGCGGGACGGAGAGACCUGUCAGACGACGACCCGUGUUUGUGUCUUCAGUCAACGUUAAGAUUCCCAGAAACAGUGAGAAGCACGCCAAUGCCAGGCUUCACUUCUCUAAAGGUGUUCCUAGAUAUUGGGAGCAAACAGCGAUUCGUGACUCUGGAUUUGAGAGAGUUCGUCUCUCGCCGUCUAACAGAGAUUACAAGAGAGUUCAGGAUCUCUUUCAUGAAUCUCCGGGAAGUUUCACUAUCAGACAGAUUGAGCGUGUGCAAAACAGGGAACUCUGGGAAAACUUUAUGAUGAAAAAAGAAGAAAUGAGAAAAGCGAACAAUGAGAGGUUUGGUGAGCGUCUUUUAUUCCACAGCAGCAGCUCGUCCCUCGUUGAUGCUGUAUGUCACAGUAAUGUGGACUUUGACGUGUCUAAUGCAGCGGUAUAUGGACACGGGAUUUAUUUCUCAAAGUGCUCUCCGUAUUCCAAUGAUGUCACCGACGGGUGCGGAGUGAGGAUGAUGUUUGUGUGCAGGGUGUUGCUGGGAUGCUACACCAGAGGCAAACUCUUCCAUUGUCCUCCAGCCAAAGAUGCCAAAGGAAAUCUGUACGACAGUUGUGUGAACGAUACACGUAAUCCCUCCAUUUUUGUGGUGUUUGACAAGUCACAGGUUUACCCAGAGUUCCUCGUUACUUAUGAGGAGAAAAACGUGUUUGAAGCAGCGCCUGUUGUUCAGUCCAGUCCUGACGCUCGUGUCGCAUCCGUCACGACGAGUCUCGCUCGGAUGACUGUAAAGGAAACUAUCCAGGAAAGCUCGGUGAUGGCAGGUUCUGAACACACUGCAUCCUUUUCUAGUUCCAUCACAGAUAAAACGCCUCUCAUUACUGUCUUGAGUUCAACAUCAGAUGCAUCUCCUCCCUCACAUGGUCCAAAGACUCUCAGUCAGGCUGUGAUGACUCAGAAGAGCGAUGAGAGUCAUGUUAUGAAACCACUUCAGUUCAGUGUCCAGCCCUCUGGACCGCUGCAUGAUGGUAGGGUCUUGAAUCUUUCCGAGUCCCCUGAUGUCCAGCAGAUCUCAUCCGAGACGGCAAACAUCUCGAACACUGGGACUGUCCAGAAUGUCACUCAGACUUGUAGCGCUUUGGAGUUGGGAAGCGAGUCCUUGGACGCUCUGAAUACUGUGGUGAAAUACUCAACUAAGACUGAAAACUUGGACAUGUCGUCCUCUCCGGUCCCGUCUCCUCCCGUUGAGUUGAAGAGAUCCUCAGCGUCUCACCAAGCUCAUCUCAGCCAGCUCAGAGUUCAACCGCUUCCUCUCCUCAAACUGUCCGUCCGCAUUAUCAACCAGAAAUGUCCUCAAACAGAGACGGUUACGUGA